CGUCGCUGCAUCUUACCCCGACCGGACCCACUUGAAGUGGAGACGGGAUUGCCCUAUGAGUGGGGCCACAACCCCUCGGUGCCUGUCCGACUCCGUACGAACCCUUAAUCGCCUCCUACAUGGGAGUGGCCUAGAUGGGGAGGAAUAAGUUUUGUUGAGUUGUCUUAUUGUCUGGCUCUUCUGGGUUUUCGCUUUGAAAAGCGAUUCGAUAGCGUACCAUAUCUCAAACCGGUAUCGUAUUGUCUGAACCGUCCUGCAACCGUUGGCCUGUAAUUGACUUGUUCGAUUUCUCAUUGCAGCUUCUAUCUACUCCGUAUAUUUCUGCCAUCUAGCAUUACCUAUCCCGGUCCGUCAUCCCCUCUGACGAAUCGACUGUCUUCUUCAGUCAUUAAAUGCGCCAUCUCCAUGCUUCACUUUCCCAGCGUACUCGGCAGAGCAGCCGUGUUUUGGCCUGCCUCCCUGUCUUUGGCAACCCCAAAGUCGCCAAAAGUUAUAAACUACCAUAGCGCCCCUCCCUACUUAGCCAAAAUGAUCUUGAAUGACCAUUUGAGUGUGCAAGUGGAUCCUCCGUUAAGGGGACCGUCCUGUAGAUGGAAAAUGAUCACUGUUAUCACCUUGUAAUUGAACUCUUCCUAAGCCAAGGGGAUUCCCUUGGUCCCAGGAUUCCUGUAUAGUAGUAAGAGCAUUGCUUAC
Canariomyces notabilis is the source of this 693-nucleotide messenger RNA. RefSeq lists its product as uncharacterized. The transcript has a single exon. Lineage: Eukaryota; Fungi; Ascomycota; Sordariomycetes; Sordariales; Chaetomiaceae. The record is from RefSeq and is a predicted model, not a curated record. Bases 406 to 621 code for a protein of 71 amino acids.